AGGGGCACUUACCUUGUUCUCUCAUUUGAAAUCAAAAGCAAGUCCCAUGAGCAUGCAGACGCUGACCCUCUUUCGCAUUCCCCACCCAAUUUCCAAAAACGCCGUCGUUCCCCGCUACGCCAUGUCUCGUUCCUCCGAAACCUCCUUUCCCACUCUCACCACUACUUCUAUCUCAUUCUUUCAGCUCCAAGAUAAGAACGCUGACUUGUCGUUGAAGAUUGAAGAAGGCUUUGGACCCAAUGGAUUGGGGAUUCUAUCCGUAACUGAUGUCCCGGGAUACCCUUCACUGCGCAGAAAUCUAUUGCAACUUGCACCAAGAUUAGCAAAACUUCCCAAAGAAGUAAGGGAGGAUCUUGAAGAUCCUAACAGUAGGUACAAUUUUGGUUGGAGUCAUGGGAAAGAGAAACUUGAGUCAGGGAAGCCAGAUAUAUUAAAGGGAUCUUUCUAUGCCAAUCCCAUACUUGAUACACCUACAACAGAGGCUUCUUUGAUACAAAGGUAUCCAUCAUAUUGUGGAUCAAAUAUAUGGCCUAGGAACACUUUACCGGAACUUGAAGUGGCUUUCAAAGCACUUGGCAUGCUGAUAUUUGAGGUUGGAUUGAUGUUGGCUUAUCACUGUGAUCAAUAUGUAUCGAGAGGGAUGAGAACUCGUGAGGAUGAAGGUCUGGAAUCAAUACUUCGUCGCUCCCGCUGUCACAAAGGACGUUUGCUAUAUUAUUUUCCUUCCCAACUAGGAGAUCCAGAUGGUAACACUUUGUCAUCUUGGUGUGGAUGGCAUACUGACCAUGGUUCACUGACAGGUCUAACUUGUGGUAUGUUUACGAAAGAUGGUGUAGAAAUGUCUUGCCCUGAUAGUGCUGCUGGCCUCUAUAUUCGAACAAGAAGUGAUCAAAUUGUCAAAGUUGUCUUUGGAGAAGAUGAUAUAGCAUACCAAAUUGGUGAAACCACUGAAAUACUUUCUGGAAGUUAUCUUUGUGCAACACCUCAUUGUGUUCAGGCUCCCAAGGGGGAGAAGUCUUCUGGUAUUGAGCGCUCGACAUUUGCAUUAUUCAUGCAACCGAACUGGGAUGAAAAACUCAAUUUCCCCGAGGAAGUUCCCAUUCAUAAAGAGCUUAUUCCAUCAAAUUCUGCCCUUACUUUUGGAGAGUAUUCAGAGAUGCUGCUGGACAAAUAUUAUCACCAAAAACAGACCUAGGGUCGAUCACUCGUUACUUCUCAGCAAACAGGUAUAACUGGUUGAAGAGACUUGGCCUGUUAAUUCAUGGGACUCGAAUAAUAUUGUGUAGAUGUGUAGUCGCUAUUAGAUAGUAGCAAAAGAAAAUAAUAGCUGGUUGACUUGUUAUUUACAUGCCAACAAGUAUAACUAGUUGUGUGAAGAAUUAACCUGUUACUAAAUCACGGGACUGAUAAAAUUGUGUAAAUAGUAAGUGUGCAAUCACUAUUGGAUAAUAGCAAAAGAAAAGGGAAAUUAUUAUAAACUACAUAGAAUGAAAGCUACUAUUGAA
Vigna unguiculata (cowpea) is the source of this 1505-nucleotide messenger RNA. Its product is annotated as 2-oxoglutarate (2OG) and Fe(II)-dependent oxygenase superfamily protein. The record is from RefSeq and is a predicted model, not a curated record. Lineage: Eukaryota; Viridiplantae; Streptophyta; Magnoliopsida; Fabales; Fabaceae.